Molecule: messenger RNA, 3741 nt
Organism: Apis cerana (Asiatic honeybee)
Lineage: Eukaryota; Metazoa; Arthropoda; Insecta; Hymenoptera; Apidae
Gene: cv-2
Product: crosveinless 2-secreting protein
Biological process (GO): positive regulation of BMP signaling pathway
Cellular component (GO): extracellular region
Molecular function (GO): BMP binding
Source: RefSeq, a predicted model, not a curated record
AGUGCAGCUGCGGCGAGCAGCUGACGCGUUCGAGUCGCGUCGGUAGUCGGUGGUCGAGCUUGCCCCGCGCGAACGUAACCCGGUAACCGCAGCUUCGAUUCUUCGGACGGUGAUUUUCCGCGUACCGCGCGUGUGCGCGUGUGUAUGUGCGCGGCAUUUAUCGGCGAGAGUGUGCAGCGUAAAGGGAAGGAGAGAGCGAGCGCAACGUUUCGAACGCGAACUAUCGAGCUUUCCCGCUCGUCAAAUGAACCGAGUCUCGAUUCAUCGACGGAUGCGUAGCCUCGUCGACGCUUUGGCGCCGAGUAUAUCACGGAUGCGUGGCGAUAGCUCGACUCCGGUAAGUCGACCUCGAUCUCUUUGUCCCCGUGCCGGUUCGCCGAUACGAACCAACCAACGCAACCGAACACACACCCGUGACGAAUCAAGGACGCAAAGAUUCGUGUCCGCGUCGUAACGCGAUUCUCGCGAUUCGCGUUCGAUCGUUCUUCGUUCAAGAUGGAAGGAGAAUGGCGCGGGGUAUGGAAUGGAUGGGACGCGAAGGAAAGAUUUUCGAGAAAAAGAGGAAGAAACGGUCGAAGCAGAAACGGUAGAGGGUCGAAGGCGGCGCGUACCCAUCUGACAGCUGAGUACGCGCUACUAGAUGUCGCCAGUGACGCGUCGCUUCGCUUUGUCCCGCUGAUCGCGAUCGUCCGAGAGACUCGCCGGCUCUCCCCCUUCUUCUCUCUUCUUCCCUUCUUUUCCCUUCGUUUCUCCUCCUGUUUUUUCUUCGUCGCGUAUACGACGCUCGGCCGGCAUCGACGCUCGUAAACCAAGGAGCAACGAGGUAGGUAGUAAACCAUCGUGAUCGGCGACGAGGGCGAAGACGCAAACUAAGCCGAUGUUAUCGAUGGCGAGGAUAAGGAUGAGACGAUUAUCCUCGAAACCGUUGAUCCUAGUUCUGGCCCUGGCUUUAAUCUCGUCGAUCCGUCAUUGCCACGCCUCGGAAAGUAUAAUAGGAAGCCGAGAAACGUGCGACGUCGAGGGAGAAGACUUUACCGUGGACAAGAUCCCGAACACCAGGUGUUUCAAUUGUUUGUGCAAGAAUGGUUUCGUCGAGUGCAGGAAACAGCAAUGCCCAAGCAUCGAAGGUUGUUACACGUUGCUGGAGCCACGGGAGGACGAGUGUUGUCACAGGUGUAAAGGUUGCACGCGAAACGGAGUUCAUCAUGGAUCCGAGACCGAGUGGAUCGAGGGAAACGAUCCCUGUAGAAUCUUCGCUUGCAAAGCAGGAGUGAUCACCGAGUCUCGAUUGCAUUGCUACACGCCUUGCUCGGAUCCAAUUCCUCCUCCGCCCGGCCAGUGCUGCCCCGUAUGCACUGGAUGCCACGUGAACGGACAAAUGGUGACGGCGGAUCGAUCGGUGACCACGACCGAGGAUCCAUGCGUCACUUGCAGAUGCAACGGUGCCCGGCUGACCUGCGCCAAGCAAGCUUGCCCGGUCCUCCAUUGCCUCGGCUCGAGAAUAGUCCACGAUCCCGGCGAGUGCUGUCCACGUUGCAAAGGUAGCGGGAGAUACUUGUCGCCGCCGAAAGGCGCGUGCACACUUGGGACCAGCGUCUACAAUUCCGGCAAUCAAUUCUAUCUGGACCAAUGCACCCGUUGCACCUGCUCCAAUUCAACCGUGUCCUGCGUGCGAGAGACUUGCCCCGUCCACGAUUGCCCGGCCGAGCACCAGAUCGCCCUACCGGGCCGUUGUUGCCCCCAGUGUCCCGAGGUCGAGGAGGUUCGACCGUCUUGCACUUACGCAGGCAAAACUUACGGGGAUGGCGAAAGUUGGAAGCUUGACUCGUGCAAGGCAUGCGCUUGCAUGCAAGGUAAAGUACGAUGCGCGAUGCCCAUGUGCCCGCCGUUGAAUUUACCUUGCCCUCCGAAUUCGAGGUUGGAACAUCCGGAGGGUCAGUGCUGCCCCCGUUGCGUGGAAAGUGACGGUGUGUGCACCGUUUUCGGCGAUCCCCACUACCGCACGUUCGAUGGGAAAUUUUACAGCUUCAAGGGAGCUUGCAAGUAUCAAUUGGCAAGCGAUUGCAUAGGGCACACGUUCAGCAUUCGGGUUACCAACGAUGCGAGAUCGACCAGAUUCUCCGCCUGGACGAAGACGAUCGCCAUCAAGGUGGGUGACUCGAAGGUGAAUCUCGGGCAGAAGAUGCGAGUGAAGGUGAACGGGAAGAAGGUGGAGAUACCUUAUCGCGUGGUCAAUAGGCUGGACGUGAAUCGAACGGUGGACGGUAUAAUCGUGAGCACGCAUAUCGGGAUCAAGGUUCUCUGGGAUGGGAUCAGCUUUCUCGAAGUGUCCGCCCCGACUUCGUAUCGGGGACAUUUGUGCGGUCUCUGCGGGAACUUCAACUCCCUGCCAAAGGACGACUUCACCAAUCGAAGGGGCAAAUUGUUGCAAGAUCCGCAACCGUUCGGUCAAUCGUGGCUGGUGGGGGCCAAGAAAAGUUGCGUGAGGCCAAAGUCGGUGGUCAAUAUGGAUCGCUCCAGACGUUGCAGGGGUAGGAAGGAUCACCGGUUGUGCACCAGAUUGAGAUCGCAGAUCUUCGACGCCUGCCACAAGAAGGUGAAUCCGAACAUGUACUACAAGGCUUGUCUACAGGACAUGUGCGAAUGCCCGACCGAAAACUGCUACUGCGAAUCGUUCACCGCGUACGUCCACGAGUGCAAGAGGCUCGGCAUUCAACUGCCCCACUGGAGAAAAUCGACGAGAUGUCGAACCGGUUGGGACCAGUUCUCGGGAUCCGGCGCGUCCCUUGGUCUACGCUUCCCUUGAUCGCGUGUUUGGAGUAUCAGGAAAAAAGAGGAAGGAGAGAUAGAUGGAUAAAUAGAUAGAGAAAGAGAGAGAGUGUUUUCACCCACCUUGACGGAUGCGAGGAAGAAGCGAGCGAACCGAAAUUCUCACCUAGUCACCGUUCGUAACGCUCGCGCCCUGUCCGAUGAUCGUUCUCUUCCUCCUCCGAUUGUCGAGAAUACUCGUCUAUCCCUCCCUUCCACUUCUCAUCGCGAACCUUUUCGAGCUCGGAUCAUUCCGAAUCACCUUGCAGUAUUUCGGCCGAUGAGCAGGCUCGCGGCAUACCGUCUACGUCCCGUCUACACAUUGAGCGCUUGACCGCGCGUCUAUAUUCCUAGAUUUAAAAACCGAUUCCCUUAAUCCAUUCUUCUCGCCUCUUUCUACCUACCAUAUCCGCUUCGCUACUCUGUAUCUGCGUGUAUGUAUAUAUAUAUAUAACGUCCAUCAUCGGAAGACCGUGCAAUCGGAUUCUUGAUCUCAGACCGAUCAGACGUCGUCGAUUGUACAUAGAUAGAUAUCCAGGACGACAGAGACUCUUCGAACAGCGAGUUAAUUUAUCGCGCGACGUCUUUUCACUCCGAUCUAUAUCCCCCUUCGCAUUUUUAUUCGUUUAUCUUCCCAAACUUCCCGUUCCGUGUCCCUGUUUUCAACCACUUUUUCCCCCCCAUUUCCUAUAUCCACCCUUUUUCCUCCUCGUCUUCUCUUUCUUAUCGGUAAAUAUGCAUAUACCAUUACGUGUUAAAAUUGUACAUAGCCCGAGUAUAAACACGCGAUACGUAUACGCGACUGUACGUUCGCAAAAGUCGCAAAUAUACCGGAGAUAGUCCAAAGCCUUAGCCAAUUUGUAUCGAGUAUAGCAUAGAAAUAUUUUGGCACGCAUCGAAUACGAACGAAAUAAAUGAAUUAUAUUCGUAAAA